Messenger RNA from Armigeres subalbatus, 2772 nucleotides. RefSeq lists its product as uncharacterized. Bases 709 to 2619 code for a protein of 636 amino acids. The record is from RefSeq and is a predicted model, not a curated record. The transcript is spliced from 7 exons. Lineage: Eukaryota; Metazoa; Arthropoda; Insecta; Diptera; Culicidae. Gene Ontology annotation, molecular function: protein binding.
CGUUCGGAUCGUCGCAAUCGGCUUCAGUUAGUCAGAGGACUUCAACGCGUGCGGUGCUACGUGCCUCCGAUGCAAGUUUUCUCCCCGGCGCGAUGGGAGUUGUUCGUUGAGGUGUAGGAUUUUUCGGCAAAGGUGACGAUCGUUGCUGGCGGCGGGCGUGAGGCGUGAGAAAAAAUCCCAUAUUUGUGGUGGCGUGUUUACGUUUUUGUGUAUCGGCUUGGGUGUGGGCCGCUGUGUAAAUGCACCGAAGAAGAUAUUCAAUCCUUAUCAACUGGAGAUCUCUGUGGAUAAAUCAUCGAGUGAAGCGAAGCACGAAAUAAAUCGCAAACCAGGAAUCUGGGAGUACACGAAGCGCAUCGAUGCGCUGAAAUGUUUGCAAGGAAGAAAAGUGCGGAUAUAUUAAAAAAAACAAAAUUUGGCUAUUGAUUGGAUCAUAUAACGUAAAUAGUGAUAAGCAUCUUCAUAUGUGCUGAAUACGACAGGUGUUUGAAUUGUUAGUGAGUGGAACGCAUAAAUUAGUGUUUGUAGAUUCUGAGGAUGAUGCACCAAGCAAGUAUGUCAGUGUGAUAUCGAAGGGAUUUGCGGUUUAAUGCCACUUACUGGAGAUGGAAUAACUCUGACGCACAUUCACGCCGCGAUGCUAAUUGGAGACUUCAAUAGCAAUUAUUUUCUUACCAAUAAGCUUCACAGUAUGACGACACCACCGUAAUGGAAACAGAAAGCAUUGUCAGUGAACCUCCGCCCGGCACGAGAGGAUUUCCGACUGAGAGAUCAGCAUCAAUGACCAUCAUAUCACCCCAGGGAAAAGCAAAUCACCAUCAAUUACUACAUCUCCAACCACAUCAGCCGCCGAGGGUGGCGCAGUUGGAAACACUGGAAGCCAAGAUGGCUAGUAUAGAAGUCUCGCUGAGCACCGCGACGCCGCGAAGAAGAAAAGGUACAUCGCUGGGAGGAGGCUCCCUUUCGGCUCGGUCGUCACCGCGACCGGACUCAGCCCCAGCCAGGGAAAUGCGGUCUGCCCUACAAGAUCGGGAAGCGGUAAUACAGAACUUGCGGCUGCAACUUGGCUUGGGAAAACUGCCGAGACCUACAGGGCCAGCAUUUGACGAUGUAGAACGACCAGCGGCCGAGCAGAAACUCGCGAAGCUGCGAACUGACGCGGACAAUAAAAAGGUUGCAAUAAGGAAUUUGAAAAGUGCAUUAGAUAAGCUGGAUAUCACCGACAACAUCGACAUUCGGAUCCGGCAAGCGGAAUUAGAGUACGCUUUGGGACGAGAGGAACUGCAGCUAUUGUCACUAGUAGAGGAAGCUAGAGCACUUCAGGCUAGGCUCGAAAAAUCAAAACCCGAAUCGAACUCGCUCUUUGGAAUGAUCCAGUCGGGAGUUAAUUUAACAUUGCACGGCGUGAAACCUAACCCCGGGCGAUGGAAUGCCAGUAUGAAAUCGGAUUUCCCCGGUUUCUGGGUCGAUUGGGCAUUGGAUGGGGAAGGCCUCCAUCGAGGUGAUCGAAUCAUUGAGGUAAAUGGUAAAGUCGUUCCAGGCAGGACGCGAGAAGAGCUGCAAAAGCUGAUGAGCACUUCGGGAAAAUGUGAGAUGGUAGUGCUGAGAAAAAAAUCUCUGCCAUUUUCACAGCAACAAUUGCAGCAGUCGCAGGCAGACAAUGUUCGAUUACAACAUCGGAUAUCUUACUUGGAAGAUCAAGUCAAAGAACUGCUUACGACAAGAGACAACAACACGGACAGUGGUAGUUCUCAAGCCAGUAUCAUCAAUGGUAGUGGAGGAGCUCAUGUGACAUCGAUUAGUAUUACCUCGCCGCCUUCUACUCCUCCUGACAACAAGCCACAAAUUUACCAAAGAGGAUCGUUUGUUACAACAAUCAUCGACGGGAAACCAUCUAAAAUUCCCCCAAACAGCGAAAGCCCAAAGACACAUCAAGGUCACGUGACCACAACAACUAUUAUUAAAGAAUGUGAUAAAAUUAACGGCGAAUUGACGAGCGGCAAUGUACUUAAACACAACCUCAGGAAUUCGAUGUCGUCUUCAAAAGUAUCCAUCAAUAGUGACAUGAGUAACAGUGCCGCCCAAUAUUAUCAAAAGAAAGAACGUGACAAAAGAGAGCGCGAAGCACGAAGACUGGAACGUGAGAGAUACAUGCAACAGUAUGGAUCCAAGCUACAAAGAAGUAUAAAUGACUUGGACGGCGACUCCGAUCGACGACAUUUACAUUACCACAGAUCUCAUGCUCGAAGCGUCGAAUAUCUCAAUGGGACGUCGGACAGGCGUAAGCUGACUCUACCGAACGACUCCAGUUCCCGGCGGGAAAUUCGAAGCGUCAAAAGCCUCGAUUUCGAGAGUGACAACAACGAGCACUACGCAUCGGAACCCUCCGGGCCCAUGCGAAUGAGACCAGCUCCACCAAAGAAACCCCUCCGAUUGUCACUGCAGCGAGCACAAAGUCUCCAAACGGUGGAUGGAAUUAUGAUAGAAACUACUGGUGACAAGAAAAGGGCUAUGAAACGAUCUCAUCGCAGCGGAAAGAACUCAGAUAUGUCAUCGCAGUACAUCGAGAAUAACGUUCCUCUCCAAACCGCUUCCCUCGGUCGACAGAAAUACAUUUGAAGUGUUUGUAUCGGUAUUCAAAAUUUACGUACUGAAAUUGCUCCAUCCAAUCAAAGCAAUAUUUAAAGGAUGUGCAUUAUGUCUUUGUAAUGAUUUUUUGAUAAAUAGUGUAUAUUCUUAUGAUAUUUAAUAAAUGGAAUAGCAUCUUCGAAA